AUGGAACAGGGUUGUAUGUAUAUUGUUGAAUCAUUCAAGGUUUAUUGGGCAAGCUGUGUCAAAGGCAUUCAUACAGGACAAAUGGUUCUGUGCCUGGUUGAAGCUGUUGAUGUCUAUCUGGCAGGAACUGUCAUGUUGAUAUUUGGAAUGGGCUUAUAUGAACUAUUCAUUAGCAAUGUGCCUCGCAAUGUGCCUCCCAGUGAAGAUCGAGCUCUUCUAAGUUCUUCUUUGUUUGGGAUGUUUAUACUCAAGGAAAGACCACGAUGGAUGCGGAUUACUUCAUUAGAUGAACUGAAAACUAAACUGGGGCAUGUUAUUGUAAUGAUUCUUCUUGUCAAGAUGUUCGAGAGGAGCAAAACUGUUGCUAUCACAAGUGGCUUGGAUCUGCUUAGCUAUUCUGUGUGCAUUUUUCUCUCUUCAGCUUCAUUAUAUGUGCUUCAUAACCUUCACAAGUAGAUAUAUUGUACAUAGUUGUAUAUAUCCAUGUAAUCAGUGCAUAUAUGUAUGAGAUCAACCAAGCAGCAGGGCUCCUCACUGCCAAUAAAUAUUGUUAAAACUUAUAAGGAAAUAAUUCCCAAGCAGGAAGAUCAAUUUCACUUCACAAACGUUCCACAAUGUGGUGAACUUUUCAAUGAUGUAAUUUUUAAAUUGUAAGUCAUUCUUCAAUCUCCAAUUACAUUCAUGUAGGUUUUAAAUAAAAGAGCGUUGAGAAAAUUGGCAUAUAUGAUAACUUUUCAUACAUUACAAAUUGUAUAAUGAUUGUCAUAUAGCUCACACCAUUUCCUUGACUACCAUCAGUAUGUUGGCAUUUUGGCUCACAGCAUUCAAUAGAUUGUGUUGAGUCUCUUUGAUAUUCAGAUACCUUGAUUUCUGGGUGCUAGUAGUCUUCAUCUUUAUAAAAUAUAGAUAACUUAUACAUA
This is a messenger RNA of Cryptomeria japonica (Japanese cedar), 920 nucleotides long. RefSeq lists its product as uncharacterized. NCBI's taxonomy places the organism in Eukaryota, Viridiplantae, Streptophyta, Pinopsida, Cupressales, Cupressaceae. The transcript has 3 exons. The record is from RefSeq and is a predicted model, not a curated record. The coding region runs from base 1 to 456 and encodes 151 amino acids.